GUAGCCAUAAUGCCCAAGUUCUCACGGUACGGCAGUCAAUUUGUGCUUUUCUCUUAGCAUGACUUUAGUUCAAGUCAAGACAAACCAUCGAUUUUUAAGAGCUAUUGUUCACUUUUUACAAUAAACAGGUGCCAGUUGAUAAUACGUAAGUCUAUCCUCAAAAUCUUCUGUUCUCUGUUUAGGAGUGAUGAUAGACUGUUAAUUUCAGCACAUUUAACGGGGGAUCAUAAAAACGUCUGUUUGUCUGCAUGUCUGUCUGUCUAGCAAUUAUCUGAGUUGUUUUCCCUACGUUCAGUGUGUGUGUGUGUGUGUGUGUGUGUUAGUAGUGGCGGUUGCCAUGGUGACAGGGACGCGAGGAGGCAGGUUGUGAAGAUAACAAUGUUUUCCUCUUCGUCGAACCACAACAAAAGCCUGUGUGAUUCGAUUCGUGCUGUGAAUGUUGACAAAGGACGGUAAUAACAGCAAAAGAGGACAAUCCAUAAUCUGAUCACGUGAAAAAAAUAAAAUAAAUAAAUAAAUAAAAAGUAUGGACAGCCAUGAGAAACAAGAUUAACGAGAAUACGACCUUGAGCGUUAGGUUUUGGCGAGGAGGAAAUAUUGAAUUGAAAUAUCCGCGAAGGAGAUAACAGCAGGAAAGAGAUGCGAUGGCGGAUCCACAGACCGACUGGCUGACGUGUGGGGAGCGCCGCAGCCGAGCCCAGCGGGUGGCGGAGGUGGUGGCCCAGCGGGAGGAGGAGAUGCGGCAGCAGCUCCAUCUCCGCCGCUGCAGAAAUGCUAGAGGAGGAGAAAGCCAGACACCGCCAGGAACUGCAGCAGCGCUUUGCCAAGAUCUACGAACAGCAGAAGGCGGCGCGAAUGGAGGCUGUGGAGCAUGAACGGGCGAGGCGGGAGGAAGAGAGGCGGCAGCAGGUGUCCAAGUUUGAUGAGCUGCGCCUUCGUCAGCAGCGUCACGUCUACAGGGAGGAGUACUCGAGACAGCUGCAAGAGUACCUCAACCAGACACGCCACCUCGAGAUACAGCUGAGGAAUCACCUGAGGGAGAAAUACGGCCCCCCUCCUCCCCCAGGCCGCAGACAAAUUCCCACAACCUUCACCCCCACAGCCAUCACCGCCACUAACAACAGUUCCAGCGAUGACCACAGCCGCAGCACGAGGGAGGAGCACGUCGGGAUGUGGUGGUGACGUCUUCAGUGUGUGACUCAAUAAAGCAAAAGCAUGUUCACAUAAUGAUUCUUUAUUGUUUCAAAAGAACGCACGGCGGCGGAGUAACACGACUGUCUUGCAUGGGAAUGAUGUACAAGUUUAUAUAAAGUACUUGUGUGAAUAUUGAACUUAAAAUGGAGACUCUUUCCUUGUGACGUCAUGAUACAAACAGGUGGUGACGUACCUUGAGUCAUACGUGAUGUGACGUAACAUAAUGGUGGUGAUGAUGAAUUGCCCGCAAUGUACAGUAGUGUAUCGCAGUGGUGACACUGUGCUCGCCUGCUGUCAUGUCAGGCGCUAUUAUAACGCGUGUCACAGCCGGCUCAUGGCAGGCCUCCUCAAGGAUUGCAGGAACUAUAUUUAACAGUAACAAUAAUGAAAAUGAAGUAAAAUAAAAAGCUCCAGACU
Scylla paramamosain (green mud crab) is the source of this 1611-nucleotide messenger RNA. RefSeq names its product probable cyclin-dependent serine/threonine-protein kinase DDB_G0278487. Lineage: Eukaryota; Metazoa; Arthropoda; Malacostraca; Decapoda; Portunidae. The record is from RefSeq and is a predicted model, not a curated record. Bases 772 to 1182 code for a protein of 136 amino acids. The transcript is spliced from 5 exons.